This is a messenger RNA of Clonostachys rhizophaga, 2190 nucleotides long. Lineage: Eukaryota; Fungi; Ascomycota; Sordariomycetes; Hypocreales; Bionectriaceae. The record is from the annotation of a GenBank genome assembly.
AUGGCGUCUUCCGUGGCUAGCUCAGGCCCCGCAUCAUCAUUCAAUGACACGCACUGGGAUGUUCUGUUCAAGCUUCUGGAUGCCGUCGUUCCGCCCGUCGUUGUUGUUGCGGCAGACUCACCAGACAGUCAUUCGAGUGCCAUAACUAUCUCGGAAGCCGAGUUUGCCAAGCUGUACAAUGACUUGCAGUCGGAUGUGAAAGACCCCCCCAGCGUCGAGGCAUUCCGGGAAUAUCUCGCUGCCAGGGCCUCGCAGAAUGGUGAUUUCGUCAAGACCGUCAAGGACAUGAUCGACGGGCUGUCUCCGAGUGUGUGUGGCCAAUUGCGCUUCAUACUGGGGGCCAUGGGAUCGCGACUCGGAGGUUUAAUCUCCACCGGUUAUUUUGUUCCGUUUGACAAGCAGCCGGCCCACACUCGUGAAGCCAUCUUGCAGUCAUGGACCACCUCCUGGUUUUCCUUGUGGCCGAUGCUGGCAAGGACAUUCCUCAUCAUGGCCAAGGCCUGUUGGGCUCGUUCGACUCCGUUGUUGGAGGAAUUAACACAUUAUCAAAGUGCCAUUCAAAGCCCGAAAGUCCAAACAGGUUCCCCUCACAACUUUAAUUUCAUGCAAUUCAACGCAUCCGAGCCUGCUGUGGUAGAGACCGACGUUGUCAUUGUUGGAUCAGGGUGUGGUGGGGGCGUAUGCGCCAAAUUACUGGCCGAAGCUGGACAUCGAGUCCUCGUUGUUGACCGCGGGUACUACUUCCAGCCCGAGAGCCUUCCAAUGAAAGCGGCUCUUGUAGAUCAAGUGUUGCAGGCAGGCGGUGGGCUGACCACAGUAGAUGGAUCUACCAUGGUUAUUGCUGGCAGCUCAUGGGGAGGUGGCGGGUCUAUCAACUGGUCGGUCAGUCUCCAAACACCAGAUGAGAUCCGGCAAGAAUGGGCAAAGGAUGGCCUUCCAAUCUUCACCAGCACGGGAUAUCAAGAAUCCCUGGAUAGAGUGUGUGCUGUGAUGGGAGUCAACGACAAGCACAAUAAUUUCAAUUUUGCCAACAAGCUAAUCAAAGAAGGCGCAGAAAGCCUUGGGUGGAGAUUCAAAGUCUGUCCCCAGAACACAGCUGACCACGAAGAACAUUCUUGUGGUGCCAGUUGCGGCAUGGGCUGUCGGGAAGGGAAGAAGCAGGGCCCAGCCGUGUCUUGGCUGCCCCUUGCUGCAAAAUCUGGCGCAAGGUUUAUUGAAGGCUUUGACGUCUCAAAGAUCACCUUUGAUGACAGCAAUGGCCUCAAGAAAGCUACCGGGAUAGAGGGGACCUGGACCUCUCGCGACGCCUCGGGGACUCCAUUUUCACGGGAGGGGCGAACUAAGCAAUCUGUACAAAUCAAGGCAAAGAGAGUCAUUGUAGCGGGAGGCGCAGUCAACUCUCCGGUACUACUUCAAAAGAGUGGAUUGAAGAAUCCGAACAUCGGGAAACACCUGAAACUACAUCCAUGCGCAUGCUUCACGGCUGCAUUUAAAGAAGAGGUCAAGCCAUGGGAAGGCCCAAUUGCCACCGUGGUCCUCACAGAAUUUGACAAUGAGGACAAAAAGGGAUAUGGCCCUAGGGUCUAUAGUACAGCAAUGCAUACAUUGGUAGGCAUGCUUCAGCUCCCAUGGAAAAAUGGCACACAAUACAAGGUGGAUGCAUUAAAAUAUCCACAUCUCGUUGGAUAUGUUGCCAUCACUCGAGACUAUAGCUCUGGAAGCAUCACGCCAGAGCCCACAGACGGGAGCCCAGUCAUUAACUAUACACCAUCACCUGCCGACUGCAAGCACAUUCUUAUAGGGCUCAUCGCCACCGCUAAGCUGUGCUAUCUGAGAGGGGCAAUCGAGUUGGCUCCAGAUGUUGCUGGAGUCCCGCCAUUCAGAAGCCAGAUACCGGCUGCAGAACGGAGUCUGUCCGAUACCGAGUUUGUCCAAUGGCUGAAGCAGCUUGAGACUACAGGGGUCCAUCCAAGAGAUUCUAUGUUCCAGUCCGCUCACCAGAUGGGUUCAUGCCGCAUGGGGGCAACAGCUGAGGCGGGGGUCGUAGACCAGACUGGAAAGGCUUGGGAGGCUGAGAAUCUGUAUUUGGCAGAUUCGAGCAUCUUUCCUUCAGCUGGUGGUGUCAAUCCAAUGAUCACCACCAUGGCAAUUGCGGACCGCGUCGCUCACAGCGUGGCCGCUGGCUUGUAG